This is a messenger RNA of Vigna unguiculata (cowpea), 2963 nucleotides long. RefSeq names its product nucleotide/nucleic acid binding protein. Lineage: Eukaryota; Viridiplantae; Streptophyta; Magnoliopsida; Fabales; Fabaceae. Gene Ontology annotation, molecular function: mRNA binding. The record is from RefSeq and is a predicted model, not a curated record.
AAAGAGGAAAAAAAGAAAAGAAACCACCGGCUCCGUACACUGGCAUAGUGUGGCAGACACCACCAAGCCCUAAAACCUUUUCACAAACAAAACACCGCACUCUCACAUUCAAAAAACGGGAUUAAAGAGGCGCGCACAUUUUAGGGUUAAAAAGAGGACAAGCACAAUCCCUUCCCUGAAUUUUGAAUAGUUGCAACCCUUGCUUGAUUACUGUUUCAAAGUGCAAUCGCGUCAUGUCGAGGAUUUGCGUGAAGAAUCUUCCGAAACAUGUUGCGGAGGAUGAGCUACGGGAAUUCUUUUCUGAGAAAGGAAUAAUCACUGACGUCAAGCUCAUGCGUACCAAAGAUGGUAAGAGUCGGCAAUUCGCGUUUAUAGGGUAUCGAACAGAAAAUGAAGCUCAUGAAGCCAUUCGAUAUUUCAAUAAUUCUUUCCUUCGCACAUCUAAAAUUACAUGUGAGGUAGCUCGAAAACUUGGGGAUGAAAAUCUUCCUCGUCCAUGGAGUCGCCAUUCGAAGAAGAAAGACGACAAAGGGACUGCGCCGGAUGUGGGGAAACCUGCUAGAGCUAAGGGCCGGAAAGAAAAUUUGAAGAAUGGGGUGGAUGUUGAUGACCCGCAGCUUCAGGAUUUUCUUCAGGUCAUGCAGCCUCGGGUUAACUCUAAGAUGUGGGCAAAUGAUACGUCCGGUUUGACCAGUGUUGGCAACAACCAAGCAGUCUCAAAUAAGGAUAAUGAAAGUGCAUCAGUUUCAACUGAUGACAGUGGCUCAUUAGAAGAUGGAUUUCUGGAUAUUUCUCAACCCAGCAGCAAGUCACUUGAGCCUGAACGUGACGAGGUCAUUUCAGAUAUGGAUUAUUUCAAGAGUAGGGUGACGAAAGAGUGGUCUGAUUCUGAAAGUAGUGAUGAAGAUAAUGACGACAGUGAUGAUAAUGAUGACUCAUCUGUUGACAAUGAUGACAAAGAUGAUAAUGGUGGUGUUAAUGAAGAUGGAAAAAGUAGUGAUCCAAGAAACGAUGCUCGAGAGGUAGACGUAGAGGAGGGCAAAGAAGAUACUGGUGGAGAGAAUGUUACCCAUGAAAAGUCUCAAGUAGAUGUGACUGAGCAUGGGGGCCAAUUAUCAAAAACAGAAGACGUGAAAGGAGUUUUUGAGUCCUGUCGGUUGUUUGUCCGUAAUCUGCCAUACACGACCACUGAGGAGGAACUGGAAGAACAUUUCAGUCACAUUGGUAGUAUCUCACAGGUUCAUCUAGUUGUUGAUAAAGAUACAAAACGAUCCAAAGGCAUAGCGUAUAUUCUUUAUACAGCUCCAGAAUUUGCUGCCAGGGCUCUGAAAGAGUUUGACAAUUCAAUCUUUCAAGGAAGAUUGUUGCAUGUUAUGCCAGCCUUACAAAGACAUUCAGAGAAUCAAGAGAACAAUGUUUUGAAGGACCAAAGCUCCAAAACCCUCAAAAAACAGAGAGAGGAAAAAAGGAAAGCAAAUGAAGCUAGUGGAGAUACUAGAGCGUGGAAUAGUCUGUUCAUGCGCCCUGAUACAAUUGUGGAAAACAUUGCACGGAAAUAUGGUGUAGAUAAAAGUGAUUUACUUGACGGAGAAGCUGAUGAUCUUGCUGUACGUAUUGCUCUGGGAGAAACUCAAGUGAUUUCAGAAACAAAAAAGGCAUUUAAAAAUGCUGGUGUAAAUGUUGAGGUCUUGGAGGAACUUGCUAAUAACAAAAUAGAUGGCUUAAAAAGAAGUAAUCAUGUGCUUUUGGUGAAGAACUUGCCUUAUGGUUCCACAGAAAAUGAACUUGCAAAGAUGUUUGGGAAAUUUGGUAGUUUGGAUAAAAUAAUUCUCCCUCCAACAAAGACAUUGGCGCUGGUUGUUUUCCUCGAACCAGCGGAAGCUCGAGCAGCUUUUAGAGGUUUAGCUUACAAGCGUUAUAAGGAUGCUCCAUUAUACUUGGAGUGGGCUCCUAACAAUAUUCUUAGCCAAAGUUCAACAUCAAAAAAUGAUGACAUGAAUGGUGCAAUUGGUGAAAAUGAUGCCAAGAGGCAGAUAUUGGAGCAAAACGUGGAAAGAAUAACAGAUGUUGAUAUUGAUCCGGACAGAGUAGAGGCUCGGUCCCUAUUUGUCAAGAACCUAAAUUUCAGGACAACAGAUGAAAAUCUGAGGAAACAUUUUAGUGAACUCAUGAAAGAGGGAAGAAUUUUGAGUGUGAAGGUGAAGAAGCAUUUGAAAAAUGGGAAAAAUGUUUCUAUGGGGUUUGGAUUCGUUGAGUUUGACUCCCCUGAAACUGCUACAAAUAUUUGCAGAGAUUUGCAGGGGACAGUUUUGGACAGUCAUGCUCUUAUUUUACAACCUUGUCAUGUCAAGAAUGAUGCGCAGAAACAAAAGUCAAUUAAGAAGGAUAAGAGUUCAACAAAAUUGCUCGUAAGAAAUGUUGCUUUUGAGGCAACAGAUAAGGAUCUAAGGCGAUUGUUUAGCCCAUUUGGCCAGAUUAAAAGCUUAAGGUUGCCAAUGAAGUUUGGAAGCCAUAGAGGCUUUGCUUUUGUAGAGUAUGUUACUCAGCAGGAGGCACAAAAUGCGCUCAAAGCACUUUCAAGCACCCAUCUCUAUGGGAGACAUCUAGUGAUAGAGAGAGCGAAAGAAGGUGAGAGUUUGGAAGAACUGCGAGCACGAACAGCUUCUCAAUUUAGUGACGAACACAAUGGAUUUCAAGGUGCUAUUAAGUUAUCCAAGAAAAGAAAGGACGUUGACAUCUUAGAUGAAGGGAAGAUGAAGUUUGGAAGAUUUGAUGACUAGUACGGGUCCAAAUAUCUAAACAGUUUUUGUGCAUAUGUCCUGAAAAUUCAGGGAUCACAAUUUUGUCAUAGGUUCUAAGAUAUCGCAUAUGAUCUCAAGUGUGAAACAGCUUCUAAGAUUAGUUUUGUAUUCUGUAUCCAUAAUUCAAUCUCCUAUAAAAUUUGUUCUCUUAUUUACACAAAA